This is a messenger RNA of Protopterus annectens (West African lungfish), 1644 nucleotides long. Its product is annotated as macrophage mannose receptor 1-like. Lineage: Eukaryota; Metazoa; Chordata; Ceratodontiformes; Protopteridae. Gene Ontology annotation, molecular function: signaling receptor activity. The transcript has 5 exons. The coding region runs from base 1 to 765 and encodes 254 amino acids. The record is from RefSeq and is a predicted model, not a curated record.
AUGGAUGGAGAUGGUGUCGAAGCAGGUACAGUCAUAGGAGCCAAUGUUGGAUCCAAGGAUGGCACUGAAGUCAGUGGUGCCAAGGUUGGAACCAAAAUAGAGGUGAAUAUUAUAGACAGCACCGAGGGAGAAGAUACAGAGCCUAGUGCCGAAGAGGUUUGCGCCAAGGGUGCCGGGGAAGCACGGAGCAGACUCGGAGCAUCUUUAAUUUCCAUUCAAGAUCACAUCGAAUAUGAAUUCAUCCAUGAGAACAUAGAAAAAUUAUCUGAUAAAUCAAAAUUUGCAUGGAUAGGACUCUUCCAAAAUGUAGAUGGUGAUUGGAUAUGGCUGGACAAAACCACUGUGGCCAUUGUAAAUUGGGAUGAAAAAAGCCCUUCUCAAGAUGAAUACUUCAAAUGUGUUGAAAUGAGUGCAAUAUAUGGGACAUGGAGAAACACACAAUGUAAAAAGUACAAUGGCUUUAUCUGCAAGAUGAACAAAAUUACUGAACCUACUGAAACCCCCCAAGAGUCCAAAGACAUUUCUGACAAACAAGAGGAAUCAGCUGCACACAGUCUUGGGAUUAUCUUCAGUGUGACUGUACUCAUUGUAGUCUGCAUUAGUGGGACUAUAUGUUAUUUCUAUAGGAAGCGACAACAACAGACAUUUUUAAAUGACAGCAGUUUUGACAACACACUGUAUUUUAAUACUGACACAUCAGCAAGAGCUGUUGAAACUCGUGAACUUAUGUCCAACAUUGAAUACAAUGAACAUGUUGCAAUUUAGAAUAUCAACAGUUUAAUGAUAUAUCAAUGUUUACAAAGAAACCUAUAAACUUAACUACCUGCUGUGUUUAUGUGAAUUAUCUGUCUGCACUGGAUUUGAGGUUGUCCAAAGAUGAAAACAGUAUUUUUUUUUUUUUUUUUUUUUUUUUUGUGUAGUUCAUUUAUAAAUCAGUUGCACCUAUGAAAAAUUCCACUUCAGAAUUAGAGACAAGUGACUUCAUAGUUAAAUUGUUAAGUCAGUCAUUAGGACUAUAUAAAUAUGAAUGCUGGUUAUCACAGAAUUAAUGUUAAUGAAAAACUCAAGUAGGUGGAAAUAGGACAUAGUCAGUAUAAAUUAAUUAAAUUGGUCAUUAUAUUGUCAUAUGUAAGUAUGAAUGUUCGUUAUCACAGAACAAAUGUUAAUGAAGAACUCAAAUAGGUAGAAUUAGGACAUCUGUUUAAUCAUAGCAUAGCAACUGCUUUGCUUUUUGAUCACAAAUGCUUCAGUAGAAUUCCCACUGUUUUAGUAUCAGAGUGUUAAAAGAGGAAGGAGGUUGUCCCAUUUACUAUAUUAUCAGAAAAGUAAUCACUAUAAUUAUUGUAAAAAGGCUAAAAGAUUUCUGAAGAAAAUAGUCAUCUAAGAUCUAAGACAUUGCACUACAAGCUAAGUAGAAUGUGUGGAAAUUUUUAUCAGUAAUCUAUGUAAAGUUUUCAGAGCAAUUUUAAAGGUAUUUUAUAUUGAUUCUCUAUUUUUCUACAUGUUUUAUAAAAACUGAACUUUGGAUACUGUAAAACAAUAAAUUCCUACAAUACGUGCAUGAUGCUGAACCUUAAAACAUGAAAAUAAAUCUUGCACAUUUUGGAAAAGUGGCAACAAUAAAAUUAAUUUCCAUGAAUAAAA